Messenger RNA from Pseudogymnoascus verrucosus, 2329 nucleotides. RefSeq lists its product as uncharacterized. Gene Ontology annotation, molecular function: DNA-binding transcription factor activity, RNA polymerase II-specific; RNA polymerase II cis-regulatory region sequence-specific DNA binding. The coding region runs from base 981 to 1949 and encodes 322 amino acids. The record is from RefSeq and is a predicted model, not a curated record. Lineage: Eukaryota; Fungi; Ascomycota; Leotiomycetes; Thelebolales; Thelebolaceae. The transcript has a single exon. Gene Ontology annotation, cellular component: nucleus. Gene Ontology annotation, biological process: positive regulation of transcription by RNA polymerase II; mitotic cell cycle.
CUCCUCCUCCUCUUCUCGUCUCCUCUAUUUCCUCCUCCUCCCCCUCGUCCUCCUCCUUCAGUACCAUACUUUACAGUAGUGUGCAUAUCCUACUAUAUGUAUCUACCUACAUACCUACAUACAUAACUCCAACAUUCUCCACUAUCAGAGUUACUCGAUCGAACUAUCCCCAUCGAACUAAACUACUACGGCCCUUAAACAACAACCCCAUCUCACACCUCACAUCCUCAACCAUCUUUCCCACCCCUCCCCUCGCCCCCUCUUUUCUUCUUCCUCCAUCGCAUUUCCCACCUUGCUCUAUAUUACCAGCAUCAUCGCCUGCAUCAAACUCGCUCACCUCACCACCCUCAACCCUCACCGACAUCCCUACUCACUCGCCCUAUAAGACUGUCCGCCUAUUGCCGCUCCUACAAACCACCACCCCCACCAAACUACCAAACUACCAAAAUCUCCCAUCUCCACUUUAUCUUGCCUCAUCUCCAUCGAGAGAGUGUCGAACAAAGUUGAGAGGUGACAAGAUCCAGCCCCGGUUUACCCCCCUCCCUGACAAUAUUUGUCCCACCCCACUCAGCCGCACACCCACCACACUACCGGUCAAGACAUCCUCCUCGAUCAGCCAACCCUUCCGCACUCGUCGAAUCCACUUAUAAGGACCACCGCCCGCCCCCCCAAAUCCCUCCCGACCAGAUCGUCCAUCUACCCGCGCCAACAGCUUUGUCAUAUUUGCGCCUUCCUAACUCUAAUAUAUCACCUUUCUCAUUAUCCCACACCACGGAUUUUCAGAAGAAGACUCGGGAUUCAGUCCAACUGCCGGCUCUCACCUGAUCACUAUAUCUACUCACUAGUCUACCAACCGGCUUCUCAGAGUAUAUAUAGUAACCGCCAUACGCCACGGACCUGAACGUACCUACACUCACCACCUCGAUCCAACUCCAGGAACCCCCUCCAAAAACAGCCUGGCCUGGCCUACUCCCCCCAGCAUGACGUCCCACCGACGCGGGCCCUGGUCCCAAGCCGAAGACGCCUACCUCACCCAACUCGUUCACACCCAAGGCCCCCUCAACUGGGUCCGCAUCGCCUCCCUCAUCAACUCGCGCUCCCCCAAACAGUGUCGCGAGCGCUACCACCAAAACCUCAAGCCCACCCUGAACCACGAGCCGAUUAGCCCUGACGAAGGCGUCCUCAUCGAGCGCCUCGUAUCUGAGAUUGGCAAGCGCUGGGCUGAGAUCGCGAGGCGGCUGCAUGGCCGCAGCGAUAACGCUGUUAAGAACUGGUGGAAUGGGAGUAUGAACCGCAGGCGCCGCUUGGUAGUGAGGAGGAGGACGUCGUCACGCGCGCAGGAGGAUUAUGAGGAGGCGCAGGAGAUGGAGUCGUACUCGCGACACUCGGGUCAUCAUCAGCCUCUCACCAUUACUUCGCCUUACUCCUCGGGACGGAGGCACAUCGAUCAGUCCCUCCCUUCUCCGGUAGUAUCUGAAGCCUCCCGUGCGGAAUCAGUCAGCAACCCGCCCUCUCUCGUCUCGGACUCUGGAUCUCGUCACUCUACUUCUCCCCGCGGCCAGCCAUCUCCUAUCAUCUCGCUCCCACCGCUAGCAGGCCACUCCGACGACAGAAGACAGAGUCUUCCUUUGCUGCAUUUCCCAUCAUCCAGCUACAACUCGGAAUCAGACGCCCAGAACCACUCUUUCUCGUCACGCUACGCGCAGGAGACGAAAUUCGCACACCGCCCCAGUCACCCAGCGCCGUAUGCGCCGCAGGUGAACAGGUGGUACGAUAGUGCGCCGCAGCAGUCCGAGUACAGACCGAGUUACUCGGAUGCGCAGCCGCGGAUGCAAGAGCGUCCGGUGGCAUCGGUGCAGCUACCACCGAUACAGUCGCUGUCGAGGCUUGCAGUCAGGACGCCUGAGAGUCCUGCGAACCGUAUGAAUAUUGCUUCAGUGCUUGGUUAGGAAAGAUAUCAGUUGGGAAAUCAGGAGUUUGCAGAAGGCUGCUUUUAGGCGCUAUUCAUUUCUCCCUGGCGGAGAAGGGAGAUAUCAUCUGCAUUUACGUGGGAAGGGAAUAUAGAAGGAAGGGCAUCUAGGAUGGGAUGGGUAUAUGUUUUGUGCCGUAUUUACUGGAUCUCGGGAUCCAAGAUGCACGCCAACCUUGAUACUAAGCGCGGCGUGACGGCGUUGUUUAUGUUUUUUUGUGGUUGGACUUUUUAUGAUGGAUGGAUAGAUACCCAGGGAUUACUUAUUGUGGAUUUGCGGAUUAUGGAGGAGAUGGAUGUUGAAAUAACGUGUUAACGUCUUACUAUAUAAUUAAUUAAUAUAUGUCUGUUUGAAGAACG